AUGGACCCGUGGCAUGCAGCAGCCAUCUGGCCAGAGGUGGAGCAGGUGGCUCGCAACUAUGGCGUUCAGAAGCUUGUAAGCCCAGCAAUGUGCGGAGACAUUGGCAAAGGCACAUCUUGGAUGCAACAGUUCUUGGACGCUUGCAAAGGCUGCCGGAUCGAUGCCAUCGCCAUCCAUAGCUACUGGUGCAGCCUUGAUGGUGUGCAGAACCUCAUUGAGCAGUACCGGCGUUUUGGGAAGAAGAUUUGGCUGACGGAGUUUGCUUGCGCUGCGCCAGGAGUGGACGUGUCCAUGCAGGGCCAGAUCAAAUUCAUGAAGGAUGUCGUGCCGUGGCUGGAGCAGGAAGACAUGGUUGAGAAGUACGCUUGGUUCAGCUACUUUACCAACGAGUGGGCACAUGGCAUCACGAAUCCCAACCCUGAUGCUGGACUAGUCGACUGGAACGGCGCUUUGUCAGAGCUGGGGCGGGUCUAUGUGAGCCUGGGCCACAACCGGCGCCUGGAAGGCAACGCGAGCUUCCAAGAAGUGCAGCCUAACAUGACCCAACCGAUCUUUCCAUGA
Messenger RNA from Symbiodinium necroappetens, 561 nucleotides. NCBI's taxonomy places the organism in Eukaryota, Dinophyceae, Suessiales, Symbiodiniaceae. The record is from the annotation of a GenBank genome assembly.